UUGCGACAGAAAAGUAAACAAACAGCUUGACGGCAGUAAAUAUGGCUUCUCACUUCAGCGGUGUCCUGCAGCUAACAGAUCUUGAUGAUUUUAUCACUCCUUCUCAGGAAUGUGUAAAACCAGUCAAAGUAGAGAAGAAACAUGGUAAAUCUGUGGCCAAAAUACAGAUAGAAGAUGAUGGCAGCUACGUACAAAUCAACCAGGAUGGAGGGAAACAGAAGCUGGAGAGAGCAAAGAUCACACUGAAUGACUGCUUGGCUUGCAGCGGCUGCAUCACUUCAGCUGAAAGCGUCCUCAUUACGCAGCAGAGUCACGAGGAGCUCUUAAAAGUGCUGCGUAACAACACGGUCAGUGAGAAAGAAAAGAAGGUUGUAGUUGUGUCAGUAUCGCCACAGUCCARAGCCUCCCUGGCAGCACAUUAUAACCUGAGCAGCAGCGAGGCAGGCAGGAGGCUCACCGCUUUCUUCAGAGGCCUGGGUGUUCAUCAUGUGUUUGACACCAGCUUCAGUCGGACCUUCAGUCUGCUGGAGAGUCAGAGAGAGUUURUUGAGCGUUACAGACAGAGGCAACAGAACAACAAAGCCCUGCCCAUGCUGACAUCUGCCUGUCCAGGUUGGAUCUGUUAUGCUGAGAAGACCCAUGGGGAUUUUAUUCUUCCGUACAUCAGCACCACUCGCUCCCCGCAGCAGAUCAUGGGUUCKUUGGUUAAGGGCCAUUUUGCAGAACAACAGGGCCUGAAUCCACAGCAGAUCUACCACGUGACAGUGAUGCCUUGCUUUGACAAAAAACUCGAAGCUUCGCGCUCCGACUUCUAUUUGAGCGAAGCUGCGACCCGGGAGGUGGAUUGUGUCAUCACGUCAGGAGAGGUUCAGAAGAUGCUGGAGGAGGAACAUGUGUCUCUUGCUGAUGUUGAGCCUGCGGCCUUGGACACACURUUCAGCAGCGUGUGUGGGGAUGAGUUGCAGAGCCAUGCUGGGAGUGGUUCGGGGGGUUACCUCCACCACGUGUUUACCUUUGCUGCCAAGCAGCUGUUUGGAGAAGAGGUGAAAGAGCUCACCUACAGRACGCUCAGAAACAAAGACUUCCAGGAGGUGAGACUUGAGAAAGACGGUGAGGUCCUCCUGUGUUUCGCCUUAGCGUACGGCUUUCGGAACAUCCAGAACCUCGUGCAGAAACUCAAGAGGGGAAAGUCGCCUUACCACUUUGUGGAAGUUAUGGCCUGUCCAUCAGGCUGUCUGAAUGGAGGUGGGCAGGUGAAGCCCUCAGCCGGUCAGAACCAGAAGGAGCUUCUCCUGAAAGUCGAGGAGCUCUACCAGGCAGAGGGCCGCCUGCUGCCAGAAGACGACGUCCGUGUGGCCGAGUUGUAUCAGAGCUGGUUGAACGGAUCGGGUCAGGAGCGAGCCAAAGAGCUGCUGCACACGCGGUACCAUGCUGUGGAGAAAAUGACAAACGGGCUCACCAUGAAGUGGUGAUCAGGGUCUCUGUUCAGCCCAGAGAUGCCCUAAAAUGUGGACAUUUGUCUCAAAGUGCGGACGUACGUAGAGUUCUUUCAGAUCAGCUUUUUCCCRUUUGCCUGAUCAAGUGGAAAACCAAAUCCGUGUGUCAGCACUGAAACACCGUGUUCAACUGCUUUUUGUCUUUAUAAUCAGUAAAUCAUUUUUGUCUGGCGAGUGUCUCUGAAAAUCACAACUGAUACAUGAAAUCUUUUAAGGAUUGUGUGUACAUAUAAACACAUUUAGAAGAAUAAACCUAUUUAAUUAUA
Austrofundulus limnaeus is the source of this 1762-nucleotide messenger RNA. It is a transcript of the gene ciao3, whose product is annotated as nuclear prelamin A recognition factor-like. The record is from RefSeq and is a predicted model, not a curated record. The transcript has 11 exons. Lineage: Eukaryota; Metazoa; Chordata; Actinopteri; Cyprinodontiformes; Rivulidae. Bases 42 to 1472 code for a protein of 476 amino acids.